Messenger RNA from Drosophila serrata, 5648 nucleotides. RefSeq names its product Protein tyrosine phosphatase 10D (gene Ptp10D). The record is from RefSeq and is a predicted model, not a curated record. Gene Ontology annotation, biological process: protein dephosphorylation. Gene Ontology annotation, molecular function: protein tyrosine phosphatase activity; protein binding. Lineage: Eukaryota; Metazoa; Arthropoda; Insecta; Diptera; Drosophilidae.
UAAAAACAACUAAAUAAAAGGGGAAAAAACAGCGGCAACAACUACAAAAAAUCCAGUAGAGAGGAGCGGAGAGGGGAGCAACGCAACCACGGCCCCAAGAUGUUGUACCAGCUAAGUAAGGCCACCACCAGAAUCCGACUCAAAAGGCAGAAAGCCGUUCCACAACAUUGCUGGCUCUGGAGUCUGGCGCUACUGGCAGCAUUUACCCUAAAGGAUGUGAGAUGCGCCGAUCUAGCCAUUAGUAUACCCAAUAAUCCUGGUCUGGAUGAUGGUGCCUCCUAUCGGCUGGACUAUCGUCCGCCCUUUGGUUAUCCAGAACCGAACACAACCAUUGCCUCGCGGGAUAUUGGCGAUGAAAUUCAAUUCUCAAGGGCUCUGCCCGGCACCAAAUACAAUUUCUGGCUGUAUUACACGAACUUUACGCACCACGACUGGCUCACCUGGACGGUGACGAUAACGACAGCUCCUGAUCCGCCAUCGAAUCUCUCCGUUCAAGUGCGUAGCGGGAAGAACGCCAUCAUCCUGUGGUCACCGCCCACCCAGGGCAGCUACACGGCCUUCAAGAUCAAGGUGCUGGGCCUGUCGGAGGCCUCGAGCAGUUACAAUCGCACCUUUCAGGUGAAUGACAAUACAUUCCAGCACAGUGUCAAGGAGCUGACACCGGGAGCCACCUAUCAAGUGCAAGCCUAUACAAUAUACGAUGGCAAGGAGUCUGUGGCAUACACCAGUAGAAAUUUUACCACGAAGCCCAACACUCCGGGGAAAUUCAUCGUCUGGUUCCGGAAUGAGACGACCCUGCUGGUCCUGUGGCAGCCGCCAUAUCCGGCGGGUAUCUACACGCACUACAAGGUCUCCAUUGAGCCGCCGGAUGCCAACGACAGUGUGCUGUAUGUGGAGAAGGAGGGCGAGCCGCCGGGCCCGGCGCAGGCGGCCUUUAAGGGAUUGGUCCCUGGGCGAGCCUACAACAUCUCCGUGCAGACAAUGUCCGAGGAUGAGAUCUCGUUGCCCACCACAGCGCAAUAUCGAACGGUGCCGCUGCGACCGCUGAACGUGACCUUUGACCGGGACUUUAUCAGCUCCAACUCGUUCCGGGUGCUAUGGGAGGCCCCAAAGGGUAUAUCCGAGUUUGACAAGUACCAGGUUUCGGUGGCCACCACCCGACGACAGUCCACUGUUCCGCGUAGCAAUGAGCCGGUGGCUUUCUUUGAUUUCCGUGACAUCGCAGAGCCAGGCAAAACCUUCAAUGUGAUUGUAAAGACAGUGUCCGGCAAGGUCACCUCGUGGCCAGCCACCGGAGAUGUUACCCUGCGUCCACUGCCCGUUCGGAAUCUGAGGAGUAUCAAUGAUGAUAAGACUAAUACAAUGGUGAUCACCUGGGAGGCAGAUCCGGCCAGUACGCAGGACGAGUAUCGCAUUGUCUACCACGAACUGGAGACCUUUAAUGGAGACACCAGCACCUUGACCACAGAUCGCACACGCUUCACCCUGGAGAGCCUGCUGCCUGGCAGAAACUACUCUCUCUCCGUGCAGGCCGUCUCCAAGAAGAUGGAAUCCAAUGAGACAAGCAUCUUUGUGGUCACACGGCCUUCGUCUCCGAUCAUUGAGGAUCUGAAGAGCAUCCGAAUGGGCCUGAACAUUAGCUGGAAGAGCGAUGUCAACUCAAAGCAGGAGCAAUACGAGGUCUUGUAUUCCCGCAAUGGAACAAGUGAGGUGCGCACCCUGAUCACCAAGGAGUCCCGGCUGGUGAUCAAGAAUCUUCAGCCAGGUGCUGGCUAUGAGCUAAAGGUCUUUGCCGUUAGCCAUGACCUGAGGAGCGAGCCGCAUGCCUACUUCCAGGCAGUGUAUCCCAAUCCACCGAGGAACAUGACCAUCGAAACAGUGCGCAGCAACUCUGUCCUGGUCCAUUGGUCACCGCCGGAGAGCGGUGAAUUCACUGAAUAUUCCAUUCGCUAUCGAACGGACAGCGAGCAGCAGUGGGUGCGCCUGCCCAGCGUCCGAUCCACGGAGGCGGACAUCACCGACAUGACCAAGGGCGAGAAGUACACCAUUCAGGUGAAUACGGUGAGCUUCGGCGUGGAGAGCCCAGUGCCGCAGGAGGUGAACACAACGGUGCCACCGAAUCCCGUAUCCAAUAUCAUCCAACUGGUGGACUCCAGGAACAUCACACUGGAAUGGCCCAAGCCCGAGGGACGUGUAGAGUCCUACAUACUCAAGUGGUGGCCCAGCGACAAUCCUGGUCGCGUACAAACGAAGAACGUCUCGGAGAACAAAUCGGCUGACGAUCUGUCCACGGUCCGCGUGCUUAUUGGCGAACUGAUGCCGGGCGUGCAGUACAAGUUCGAUAUCCAGACGACCUCGUACGGCAUCCUUUCGGGCACCACAAGCCUCUAUCCGCGCACCAUGCCCCUCAUCCAAUCGGACGUGGUGGUGGCCAAUGGCGAGAAGGAAGACGAAAGGGACACAAUCACGCUGAGCUAUACACCAACGCCACAGUCCUCCUCCAAGUUCGAUAUCUAUCGCUUCUCCCUGGGCGACGCCGAGAUCCGGGACAAGGAGAAGCUGGCCAAUGACACUGAUCGCAAGGUGACCUUCACUGGCCUUGUGCCAGGACGCCUGUACAACAUCACCGUGUGGACUGUGAGUGGCGGUGUGGCCAGUCUGCCCAUCCAGCGGCAGGAUCGUCUCUAUCCGGAGCCCAUCACCCAGCUGCAUGCCACUAAUAUCACGGACACGGAGAUUUCGCUGCGCUGGGAUCUGCCCAAGGGCGAGUACAAUGACUUUGACAUUGCCUACCUGACGGCGGACAACCUGCUGGCCCAGAACAUGACCACACGCAACGAGAUCACCAUCAGCGAUCUACGUCCGCAUCGCAACUACACCUUCACUGUGGUGGUGCGCUCCGGUACAGAGUCCUCAGUGCUACGCAGCAGUUCACCGCUCUCGGCCAGCUUUACCACAAAUGAGGCAGUGCCAGGUCGCGUGGAACGCUUCCAUCCCACGGAUGUGCAGCCCAGCGAGAUUAAUUUCGAGUGGUCACUGCCCUCCAGCGAGGCGAACGGUGUCAUCCGACAGUUUGCCAUUGCGUACACGAAUAUCAACAAUCUGACGGAUGCCGGCAUGCAGGACUUUGACUCGGAGGAAUCCUUUGGCAUUAUCAAGAACCUAAAGCCGGGUGAGACAUAUGUCUUCAAGAUUCAGGCCAAGACAGCCAUAGGCUUUGGCCCCGAACGCGAGUAUAGACAAACGAUGCCAAUAUUGGCACCACCACGUCCCGCCACUCAGGUGGUGCCAACGGAGGUCUAUCGCAGCUCCAGCACCAUUCAGAUUCGAUUCCGCAAGAACUACUUCUCGGAUCAGAACGGUCAGGUGCGCAUGUACACCAUCAUUGUGGCGGAGGAUGAUGCCAAGAAUGCCUCCGGCCUGGAGAUGCCCAGCUGGCUGGAUGUGCAGUCGUAUAGCGUGUGGUUGCCCUACCAGGCCAUCGAUCCGUAUUAUCCCUUUGAGAAUAGAUCCGUUGAGGACUUUACCAUCGGCACGGAGAACUGUGACAAUCACAAGAUUGGCUACUGUAAUGGACCUUUGAAGUCAGGUACCACCUACCGGGUCAAGGUGCGCGCCUUUACCGGACCGGACAAGUUCACGGAUACGGCCUACAGUUUUCCAAUUCAAACUGAAAUGCUGAGCUCACCGGAUCAAGAUAACACCUCCCUGAUUGUGGCUAUUACGGUGCCGUUGACCAUUAUUUUGGUGCUCCUGGUCACGUUGCUCUUCUACAAGCGACGCCGGAACAAUUGCCGCAAAACCACCAAGGACUCGCGGGCCAAUGAUAAUAUGUCCCUGCCGGACAGUGUCAUCGAACAAAAUCGUCCGAUUUUGAUCAAGAACUUUGCGGAACACUAUCGUCUUAUGUCCGCCGAUUCGGACUUCCGCUUCAGCGAGGAGUUUGAGGAACUGAAGCAUGUGGGUCGCGAUCAGCCUUGCACCUUUGCGGAUUUGCCCUGCAAUCGUCCCAAGAAUAGAUUCACCAACAUCCUGCCCUAUGAUCACUCACGUUUCAAGCUCCAGCCGGUGGACGAUGACGAGGGCAGUGAUUAUAUCAAUGCUAAUUACGUGCCCGGUCACAAUUCGCCGCGGGAGUUCAUCGUCACCCAGGGACCGUUGCAUUCCACACGGGAUGACUUCUGGCGCAUGUGCUGGGAGAGCAACUCCCGGGCCAUUGUCAUGCUAACCCGGUGCUUCGAGAAGGGUCGCGAGAAGUGCGACCAGUACUGGCCCAAUGACACUGUUCCGGUGUUCUAUGGUGACAUUAAGGUGCAGAUUCUCAACGAUAGCCACUACGCCGACUGGGUGAUGACCGAGUUUAUGCUGUGCAGGGGCAGCGAGCAGCGCAUCCUGCGGCACUUCCACUUCACCACCUGGCCGGACUUUGGUGUGCCCAAUCCGCCGCAGACGCUGGUGCGUUUCGUGCGUGCCUUCCGCGACCGGAUUGGAGCGGAGCAGCGGCCCAUUGUGGUGCACUGCAGCGCCGGUGUGGGCAGGUCGGGCACAUUCAUCACCCUAGACCGCAUCCUGCAGCAGAUUAAUACGUCCGACUAUGUGGACAUCUUUGGCAUUGUGUAUGCCAUGCGCAAGGAGCGCGUUUGGAUGGUGCAGACGGAGCAGCAGUACAUCUGCAUCCACCAGUGCCUGCUGGCGGUGCUCGAGGGCAAGGAGAAUAUUGUGGGACCCGCCCGGGAGAUGCACGACAACGAGGGCUAUGAAGAUGACGAAGGCAUCGCCGAGUCGGGAAUGUAGACGCCAAUUACUCCAAUCCACUCCAAUCCAAUCCAAUCCCAACCGAACACAACUGAGAACCGAAUGGAAACCGAACCCAACUCAACCAUCAUGUGGCAAACUACAUUAUUAUUUACUUAAGGGGCGUGAGGGAGCUAAUGGAAGGAUAUGGAGAUCCACGCUUGAUAUUAUACUUGGAUAUAUACUACAUACACCGGAUACUACUCGAUAUAUAUAUAUAUAUAUACAUAUAUAAAUAUACACCGAUCUAUCGAAUGGGAAUGCAGCAAUCUCGCCAAACAGAACACGCAUCAAUUUAUACAUUUUAUAUAGUAUGUAUACACAACAUAUAUAUAUAUAUAUCGUAAGAUAAUCAAGGGAUCCGAUUGCGAUUGAAAUUGUAAUCGAGUAACGAGUAACGAGUAACGUGUAACGAGUAAUUGUAAUUGCCGCUUCAACUGGAGAAUACUGAAUACUGAAACGUAUUUUACGCUAGCCACAAUUUGAUAUAAACUAUAUAUAUUGUAUCUUCCAAUUUUUUUUUGUACACUUAAUGUUAGUUGAAAUAUGUAUGUGAGCCAGACGAGCAAAUUUUUGUAGCCAACUAAAAGCGCUAAAUGUUUACUUUUUAUAUUAUUAUUAUAUAUAUAUGUAUGCAUAUAUAUAUAAAUACUUGAUAAACAUAUACCUUAUAUUAGACCUAAACUAAAACUAAACCUAAACUAACUCUAAAUCGCACACACGCCCACUCAUAGACACUCACAACUACGACAACAACACAAGAUGCAAUAAUUGAGUUAAAUAGAUUUAAUACAACAAAGAUUUUGCUGCAUGUAUGUAUGUACGUAUGUAGUGUAGUGUAAUCCUUUUUACAU